AUGCCAGGAUCAGCUCCAAGCGGCGCUGCACAGCCUGCCACGCCGCGGCUAGAGAACGCGCAAGGAUCGGCCUGUGAAGCCCGUGAGCGGGCAGCUGCUGCACAGCUGGAGGCGGCGCGAACAGAGCGAAAGGCUCAACUGAUAUCGCGCGCAGCAUCGUUGCGGAUGCCGGUCAGCCGAUCAACACAGCAUAAUGUCGAAAAGUUGCGUGCGCAGGUUUGUGCUGAGCUCGAAAUACGAAUGAAAGCAGCUGCCCGGAGCACACGGAGUGCACGCAGCGGCGCUGCAGAGCCUACAGCUGCUGGUGUUGCUGCCUGCGCCGAGCCCGAAACGCGAGCGACAGCAGCUGGCCGGAACGCGGGCAGCGGCGCUGCAGAGCCUGCUGCUACAGUUGCUGCCGAUGCGACGCUAUGGCGCCGGCCCGCAGGACCGAAUGCAUUUGUGCAGGAGCUCUCUUCCCUGGAAGCUGGACUCUGGAUCUGGGAUGCGAAAUCGCAUAUCUACGCCAUGGCUGCUGCAGAGAUUCCAAAUGGACGGAAGAGAUAUCCUGGCAAGGAAGAUGCCUUACGGGCUGUGCUUCGUUAUCGCCAGUCUUCGUUGUCUCGGUUCACAGACGGCCUGUCAGCGCACGACGCAGUCAAUCGUGCGGAGUCAUGCCUGCGCACUAUGAUCGAUGCAGACAGCCGGGCAACACAUCGAUUGAGGUUGUCGCAAUUAGGCAUGAACACACGUGCCUUGCGGGCGCAGGAAGGCAGAGCGACCGGAAGCCAACGUCUUGGAGAAAAAAUUGUGGAGGCUGCAAACUGGCUUCGUUUCCACAAUGCUGACUUGCGUGUGUUCGACAGAGGCGGAGCAGCCAACUCAGGCGCUCGCAGCUCAGCGAGUGUUUUAUGGCAAUUUGUCCGGCUGCUAGAAGCACGAACAAAGGCCAUGCAUGUGCGAGCCUUGUAUGUGCCCGGUGAAGACAUCGGCGGAGAAACGCUGAUAGAUUAUGAAGACGCAGCAGUUUUGCCUCCUCCGCAUCUUUGUCGUUUGUGCGGGGAAGGCUACGCAGACAAGCAGUCUUUUCUUGUACAUUGCCGAGUUGCUCAUGGAAGCUGGGCGGAGUAUCGCAAACGGGUCAUUUUCCUGACGGAGGCUGCAGGCCCGCACGAAGUCAAAGCACAGGAGAAGCGUGCUAUGGUCCAAGGCUUUGCUGAGUUUCAAACGCAAGCUUCACUUGGGAGCGGUUCAAAUGAAUGGGGGCAUAUGCCACGACAGCAGCGGUGCGAGAUCGCCUGCUGCUUCUGCGCUCGGUUGGAUUGGUCGGAGCACAGGUAUCCAAUACGUCUCUUUGCAAGUGACGAGUGCAGUGGCGAAGUCGUGGGCGAGCAGGCUUCAUGCUUGGACGCUUCUUCUGAAAGCGAUGCAGAUGAUCCGAACAAGGGUGCUGUGGGUGGCUUCCGACUGGUGAAAGGUGCCUUGGUGCUGCAGAAACCAGAAAAAGUACAUGAGCUCUUGAACGUCGACCGAUACAUCUCCAGAUGGCCGCUUUUGCCAAAGUCGGAAUUGCAUGCCAGCAGCAUUCAACAUCCACACCAGCCUUGGCGCUGGCUGCUUCACACAAAGGCGGUGCCUUCCCUUCCAGCCGAUGAGAGAGUGGAUGACGCACUUCCAGUUUCCGCUGGCGUGGGAGACCCAGCGGGCACAUGUCACUGCUGCGCCGAUUGCCGGCGCGAUCUGUGCGGCUUGCGCGUGCGUAUGCCGCUGUACUGCUUAUGCAAUGACUUCUGGAUUGGCCGUGAACCGCCGCUUCUGCAAGAAGCCAGCAUGGCUACGAAGUGGCUCCUGGGGCUUGGGCGUCCCUGCUACAAGAAAGUUAUCUUGGGUAAAAGCCGCGAGGCGGACCAACCACAUGGCGUCACUGGAAAUGUCAUAUUCUUUGCUCAGCCGGAUGCGAGCACGGCAGUCAAGCAACUGCCACCACCAGCGGAUGCAUUGGUCGAUGGGCUGGUUGUUGCAUUUUGCAGAUCCGUCAAUGAUUUGCAGCAGGCCAAUUUUUUGCAAGUUUCGCGUUCUGCCUAUAUGGCGCUGGCCAGACUUCGAAAAGCGACCAAUGCCAGCUUUGCAGACAUUGAGGUGUCGAUGGCGCUUGCACAAACUCGACUGCCUGAGACUGGAGUGCCCGUGCACGUGCAAGCGUGCGCUGUGCAGGCCGAGGGCUUUGAGACCUUGGACGUGCGUCUGGGUGGACCAGCAGCUCGUCGCGAUGCAACCUGCGCUGUCGUGCAAGAGGAUGAGUGCGAAACAAAUUCGGAUGAAAGCAGUGCGUCUCCAAGUGACACUGCUGCGCAGCAAGAUGCUACAGACUCCCGGCAGUGGGGUCACCAAGAUGAUGUCGUGGAACAUGUGGCUGCCAUCGACACGCAGCAUGAUGAACCGGCGGUUCGCAUGUUACAAGUCUUGCAGACCAAAUGGCGCGAAGUGGAGAAGGAAGCUGCGCGAGUUUUACAGACUGAGCGCCGUGUCAAGCUACCUGAUGGAAGCAGCAGUGGCCCCCAUGCGUGUGUGACGGAUCUUGGCGGCCGCAAGACUUGCGACCGCAUCUGUUUGGACAUCCAGGCAGAGGCCAGAAACUUGAAUCCCAAUGCUCAAGCUCGUCUGGAAGCAACUGUCGCUGGAUGCUCGCAGCCCGUGGCCAUUUCUGCAGAGGCGCUGGCCGUGCCCUUGAAUGCGCCACUGUCCUUGUUUGAUGGGAGGACAUGGACUGUUUCUUUUGCCGAAUUUGUCUUUGGCGACGGGGUUCCCAACUUAGAGCGGGAAAGACCGCUCCUCUUUGAACAAUGGGCGCGAGCUCUCCUGGACCGAGAUGAGCUGGAAUACGACAUGCCUGGAGAGCCCAGGUUCCAGGCGAAGUCUCCCAACAGGUUUGUCCGCUCUGAAGAAAUCCUGGCCUGUAUAGGGGACGUCAGGCGACGGCUUGCGCUCUUGAUGGGAGUUCGGGGUGCACUGCAGCGUCCUGGGUUCUGGGCGGACAUCCGUUCCAUUGCACAAGCAUCGGCAGCCGAUUUUCAGCAAGCCGCCGGAUUAGUAGGGCCGACUGGCGGUGUUCGUCAAGCCCUGCAGCAUUCUGGCGUUAGCCAGAAUGUAAAGAAAGCCUUGCAACAUCUUCUUGUCUCGACUGCAAAUGUCGCAGGAACAGAGGGGCACAAAGUAGCGGUUCGACAUUUAGGUCAUUCGUUGACCCUGCUGUAUGGACCGGCAGUGCUUUUCAUCACCGUGAAUGUAGCCGAUUUGUACAGUCCCGUCAGUUUUCUGCUGGAUGGCGGCGGUGCUGGACAGCCUGCUGUGCGACGUUCCGUAAACCUGCUGUCUGAUGCUCCGGAGCUGCCGCCCCUCAGAGUGAUGAAAGAGCGUCUUGCACGCAACCCACGCGCCUUGGCCCGGCUUUUCAUGCUAUUUCAAGAGCUUACAUUUCGCUACUUGCUGGGCAUCGAUGAUGUCCGUUGCGGGCGCAAGUUUCUGCAGAGCUGGUCCUUGGGGGAAAAAGAAGAUGACCACGCUGGAUCCGGAGGUCCAAGCUUGGUUGGCUUUCCCAGCGCUGCUUUGGCCCCUAUAGAGUCGCAAGGCCGGGGUUUCAUUCCCCACGCCCACUGCAAAGUGCAUGCUGGCAAUGGUCUCUCGCUCCAAUUUCUACGCGAUCUUCUCCAAAGUGAAGAGCGAGAAUGCCAAAGAAAGCUGGAAAUGUAUUCCUUGGCUCUCAUCAAAGCUGCCGUGUCUGUCCAGUACGACUCUGCCUGCGAAAGCGCGCAGCAGCAUGGUGUUUCCGUGCCUGCCGAACCUUACACGCAGAAGCAAUGGAAACAAUGCAAAAUGGACCUGCCAAUGACAGAAGACGAGGUGCCAGAGCACGUUCGCCGAGAACUCGCAGUGGCCGCGGCUGAAAGACGACAACCGCGGAAUGCCUGGAGGGAAGUGCCGCUGACAUAUUGCGAGCAGAGCACGCUGCCGCGCUAUCGUUUGGCAAGUGCUGCAUAUGGCUCCGACGGACGCUUGGGUUUGCCAUUUGUAAAAGACUCCAGUGGUCGCAUCACAGCACACCGCCUGCCAUCCGGCGCUGAAGCUACACAAGAUGAUCGUGUGCAGGAUGCUCAUACGUAUGCGCAAGCCUUCUGUGCGGACGUCCGGAAGCUGCAGGUGCUGAACCACACGCACGAUUGCACGGAAACCUGCUUCAAAUAUGCCAGAAGCAGUGCAAAGGAUGCAUCACGAAAGACAAAGCAACGCAAAAAUGCUCUGUGCCGUUUCUGGUUUUUCCACGUGGUGCCGGCUGCGCUCACAGCUUCCAGCCGCCCCAUACGGCGCCGAGGCAAGGUGCUAGUGCCGGAGCCCUGCAUCGCAGGAACUGAUGACCAUGGGGAAUUCGGCCGUGUGUUGCCACGUCGUGAACGUCCCUUCACGUCCUCUACGAAUGAUGCCGCUCAAUCUCAGAUCCGUGGAAACGUGGAUGUGCAGUUCCUUCCAAGAUCUUUGCCUCCGGCUGGCGACAUUGCCUCUGAAACCGAAGGCGCGGUCAUGCAAGAAUCUUCGGCCGCUAUGUUGUAUGGUUUCAAUGGCACGCAGACCUCUGUGACUUUGCGAACGAUCUGGAGCAGCGUCGUGGCCGCAUAUCGUGCAGCGCACAAUUGCGACUACUACAUUACAAAGUACCAAGCCAAGAUGUGCCAAACACUGCUGCCCAUUAUGCAGCAAAUGUACACCAGCAUGAAACGAUGGCAACAAGAGAUGGAACAGGAGAAGUCUGCUGAAAAGAAACCACGCCUCAGUGUGCACGAGAAAGCUCGCAAAACUGCUCUGAAGUUGGCGUCUGCUGCAAACCGUUGCUACUGGCAUAGUUUCUCUGAAAUUUACUUGAUGGUGCAAACUGGCGACGAUUAUUAUGCGACCCAUGUGAUGGUGACACUGUUCACAAGACGCUUGCUGUACAUGAUGGAGCAGAUGAAGCGAGUAGCUGAGCAGCGUGCUCCUGCUGUCCAGCCCCUGGACGUGGCAGUUCACGUUUUGAACCUGAGCGCGGCAGCGCUUCGGUCUGAAGAUGAUCCAGAAGAUGUGUCGGACGAGGCGGCCUCGGACAACGAUGGCCAGGAAGACCCUGGCGACGUGGCAGACACUGAAGGCGGCUCGGAGCCUGCAGCUGGCCACCAUUCUCCCGCAGAGCAGCAAGUCGCAACCACGAUAUUGGGCGGCUCUGGCACCAGCGCAGCAGAUGAUUGGCGACAUCGCGGGGCGCAGCUUCAUGACAUGACGUAUUUCGUCUACAUGAUGUAUGUGCACCGCGUGCCCCGCAAAAAAGCUCGGCCAGCCCUGUCCUUUGAAUUUGAUCCACACUAUGAGAUGGGUUUCGCCUAUGUGCAAGAGUUGCGGCAUCGGAUGGCGGUGCCACGUGUGCAUGGCACGUUCUGCCCGACACGCGCGCAAGAUCUGGAGCGAAACGCCAUGUACAAGUGGCUGUUGCUGGGCACUACGUGCUGCGAGGGCGAUGGGGCUUGCAACGACGUGAGGUGCUAUGCGUCUUGUCUCGCACCCAUCGGAGAUGGCACUAUGUACUCGUUUGCGGCAGCAUGGCGGAGUCGCCGCGCUCAGCUUGAAACUGUCGGACGCCGGGCUCACGCAAAGAUCUUGCUUGCCAAGAAGGAAGCGGUCCUCUGGGACUGCACACUGUGCAAGGAUUGGUAUGACAAAAACUCGGCCAAAAAACAGCGAAGCUCGGAUGCUUUACAGCUUCGAGCUGUUCUGCGUCAAUUGUUUGCACAGUUAGCAGUGCGCACCAAAGCUGGAGUGUGCGAGCGCGCCGCGCAUGCCAUCAUGGGGUAUGUGUGCAUACCACAUGCCCUCUACCACGUUUGUCCGGGGGAUGGAGCUGCCUGCGCUGCGCUAGCGACCGGGCACAACCCGGAGCAACUGACACUGGAGGAAUUUGUGUGUUUCAAGGCGCGCAAUCUCGCUGACAACAUGGACUUGACGGCAGAGGCCCGCGGGAAGCAAGUCAAACUCCGAAAGCAGCCGGACGCCGACGACAGCAGAACGGGGGAAGACUCUGCCAGUUGUCCGGAGCCUGUGGAUGUUGCCGUGGAAGAUGUUGGUGGCGGAGGUGAUGACCCAGCCUUCGACGAUGUUGACGUCGAUGAUAAUGUACAAGAAGUGGCACUGCAUGGGUCGCCAAGCCUGUCCACGCUUCGUCGCAUCGCAAAAAAGCUUGAGGCACUGAAAGCAGCCUGCUCUGGUAAGCGCUGUCAGCGAUGGAUGAAAGAUGUGGCCGCGUUUGCGAACGUAUGGGGCUCAUUGUACAUAGACGCGCGGCAGACCGGACUUGAUGCUGCACUGCCCGCGUUGUUGGAGGGGAGCCGUCUGCGAACACAUGCAGGGCAAUGUCUUCGUUUUCAGGAUGCCCACCUGGCGCUGUUGAAGAAACACUUGGUUGACGUGGAGCAUGCGCGGCACACAGAUGCCGUUGAUGCAACCAUGUCUGACUUGGUGAUGCCUCGUUCAACCUUUGAGCAAAAGCCUGCGUGCGUCCCUGUGCCCGCCAUGCUGCAGGGUCCCGGGGCAUUGGCGUGGAAGCUGGUGAAGGAUGCGACAUGCAAUCGUGAGCAAGCUGGCGUCGCUGCUUUGGUAGCUUCCUGUUUGCAGCGACGCUUCCGCGAGGCCCAGACCGCAAGCACGGAUGCGAAUGUUUCUCUGCGACUGAAGAAUGACGCGGCAACUGACAACUGCAGCAUUGUUUUACUCGGCGGUGGUGGCUGCGGGAAAACAUACCUGCUGAACAAGGUCAUACGGCCACUCGUGGAAGCAUAUUUCGGCCGGCAAAGCUUUGCCGCCCUCUGCCAGUCGAAUGCUGGGGCACGUGUUCUUGGUGGCCGGACAGUCCACUCGUUCUUAGGGCUGAAUGCGCAGUCCAGCUUGCAAACUGCAAACUUGGGAUUGAAAGGGCAAAGUCGGCAACGCAUGGAGCGCAUGACCGUGCCUCUCGGUGGCCUUUGCCUCGAUGAAGUGUCCCAAACAUCCGGUAAAUUGAUGCACGCACUCGCAUUGCGUACCAGUGCCGCGCGUUCUGCUGUCCUGAACUUUCCACAUGAGUUUUACAUGACAGAAACAGAAUUGUUCGGGCGCUGCCCAGUCACGUUGCUCAUGGGGGACUUUCUGCAGCUGCCCCCUGUGCCAGGCAAGGAUUCCAUGCUGAACAGAGCUCAUCCCUCUUUCGAACACCGGCAGGGCGCCAUGGUUCUUUCACAAGCACGCUAUGUUGUCGAGCUGAAGACCUCCAACCGGUUCAGCGACGCAGAUUUGAUCGAAAUAUUGCGCGUCAUGCGCACUCCGGGAGGCGCCAAAAUUCCCGACAGGGCAUGGGCACGCCUUGUGGCCACGAAGGUCCAUGCCGCUCCACAGCCUGUCAGCUCUGACCCGGGAAGCUGCGGCGCUGCACAGCCUGCAGGUACCGUCAGCGACGGAGCUCUGCCCCAGGGCACGCCGGAUGGAAGAUUGCUAGCUGCGGCCCGUGAGGGCUGGUUCGAGGCUGCUUAUGCAUGGAGUACAGUCGCAGUAGCUCAGCAGCUGCGUGCUGAAUGCACUGCCGCUGUCAAGCAUGCUACAUUGCUAUAUGUUCCGGCUAUAGACGUGCCGGCCGUCAGCCUUCCCAAAGCCGAGUUCUCUGCAAUGCUGGAGACAAUGAACAUGACAACGACCAAAAAGCUAAUGAGCAUCCUCCCAAUACAUGUUGGUCAACGAGUCAAAUUUACGACCGCGCUUUUGCCUCCGGUCGUGGUUCCGGAAACCACAGGUGAGAUUGUUGGCGUGGAGCUUCAUCCUUCCGAGCCAGAGCUGGCGUCUCGUGCCACCGUCCGUCACGAAGGCGCGGCGGUGCUGCAGUUCAUGCCUCGAGCCAUCUACGUCAGGAUCGACGACUGCACUGAAAUCUUUCUCGCAGAAAGAGGUCAGACGCUUGCGUGGAGUGACCAGCCCGACAACUUCUCAGUGGAAGGAGUUAUCGCAGUUAAACCCCGUGUGCACACGUGGUUCUAUACUGGUGAGAAAGUCCGAAAAGGCGAGCGUCAGCACCAUGUUCAAGUGAAGCGUACGCAAUUUCCCCUAGCCCCAGCGGGCGUCGCAACGCUGCACAGCCUCCAAGGACAAACAGCCCGUCCUGGCUUGGUCGCGCAUUGGAGCCUCCCACCGAGCCUUACGCAAGAGCAGAUAUGGCUUGCCUAUUAUGUUCUGCUCUCCCGCCCUGAAUCUUUGAACUGCUUGCUAAGCGUCAAUUUGCCAGACCGACGCGUGUUGGAGAAUGGGCCGCCGGAGCAACUGCAAAACGCCUUGCGCGAACUCUUCGACGAAAAGCUGGCGCAGUCGGCUACAGCUAUUGAAGAUGCACUUGCGUACCUGGGUUGGGAUUUGAACGAACUGUAG
Symbiodinium sp. CCMP2456 is the source of this 8442-nucleotide messenger RNA. The record is from the annotation of a GenBank genome assembly. Lineage: Eukaryota; Dinophyceae; Suessiales; Symbiodiniaceae.